AUGUCUGGUGAAAGUCCGACAAUUGGCAGAAGUCUAGUAUCAGGUAGAAAUUUGGCGAAAAGCGGAGGUCCGACGUUAGGUAGAAGUCCAACGUCAGUUGGUUGCCGAGGAGAACUCCGGCGUUGGAUGGUAUUCGGGGAGAACUCCGAUGUUACUUGGAGUUCGAGGUGUUCAUGCUACGCAACCACCCGUGCUCUUCAACUCUCACCUCUGCCUUUCAGUUAUUCUUGUUGUUUCAAGCGUUUCUCGGUGAAGCGGAAACGUCUUGGCCCUCAUUGCUGCGUUCGGCUGAGUCAAGAAGGUGAUUUCGGAGGAAGAAUUUUGAAAGCUAGUUUUUUUUUAUGCCCGAGGGGAUUCGUGAAGUUUGCUUCUUUGUUACUAAGGCUAGCUGCCAUGCCUCUCUGUAAAGACUGGUUUUCUCUUGAAAUAGGAGCGGCCAUGAUGGAGAAGAUUUUGCUAAGCCUCUCAGAGGACCAAGCUGCCGGAGGAGAAGCCAUACUCAACACGAUAAAGUUUGCAGUACUGCCUAUUGCAAAGGUUUUCACGGUGUGCUUCAUUGGUUUUCUCCUAUGAUGCACAUACACGGACUGACGGACACAGUGACACGGAUACGACAUGACACGAACACGGGACACGGUUCUUUUUUAAAAAUAUAGGACACGGAUACGACACGGACACGGUAUUAUAUUGUUUAUAUAAUGUAUAGAUAUUAAUGUAACAUCAUAUUUGUUACGUCCUGUAGUAUU
This is a messenger RNA of Dendrobium catenatum, 746 nucleotides long. RefSeq lists its product as uncharacterized. The record is from RefSeq and is a predicted model, not a curated record. NCBI's taxonomy places the organism in Eukaryota, Viridiplantae, Streptophyta, Magnoliopsida, Asparagales, Orchidaceae. The transcript has 3 exons. Bases 1 to 573 code for a protein of 190 amino acids.